This is a messenger RNA of Asterias rubens (European starfish), 447 nucleotides long. RefSeq names its product protein TsetseEP-like. NCBI's taxonomy places the organism in Eukaryota, Metazoa, Echinodermata, Asteroidea, Forcipulatida, Asteriidae. Bases 1 to 447 code for a protein of 148 amino acids. The transcript is spliced from 2 exons. The record is from RefSeq and is a predicted model, not a curated record.
AUGGAGUAUUAUCGGACGCAGCCUAAGCAUGAGCCAAAGUCGGAUCCCAAACCGAACCCAAAGCGGCAGCCCAAACCGGAGCCCAAGCAGGAGCCUAAGCAUGAUCCAAAGACAGAGCCAAAGUCGGAGCCCAAGUCGGAGCCCAAGCGAGAGCCCAAGCAGGAGCCCAGAACCGGACCGGAGCCCAAGCAGGAGCCUAGGCAUGAUCCAAAGUCAGAGCCAAAGUCGGAGCCCAAGCGAGAGCUCAAGCAGGAGCUCAAGCAGGAGCCCAAACCGGACCGGAGCCCAAGCACGGGCCAAAGCAUGAUCCAAAGUCAGAGCCAAAGUCGGAGCCCAAGUCGGAGCCCAAGCAGGAGCCCAAAACAGGAACCCAAUCAGGAGCCCAAAAGCAUGAGCCCAAGCAGGAGCCCAAACCGGAGCCUAACCGGAGCCCAAGCAGGAGCCUAA